AUGCGCACCAUCUUCGGCCACGUGCUGGGAGGCCAACAGCUCCCUAGGCUGGGCCUAGUCAGAGUCCACUGCACACUGCUCUCACCACCUGCAUCCGGAGAACAACCCAGAGAUAUUGUAUGCUGCCUGGAAAACUUCACUUUGAAGGAAGAUAUUUUACGCACUACCCGUCGGAUGGGCACCAUCCGCUUGGACAACCAAUUCAUCUCGAUCUACCAAGAUCUAUCCCGCUAUAGACUACAGGUGAGAAAAGCCCUCUGGCCGGUGAUGACGGUGCUCCAGGCGGCAGGGAUCCACUACCGCUGGGGGUAUCCCUUCUCCCAGUCUGCCCGCAGGGGACAGGACACACACACACCAUAA
Molecule: messenger RNA, 360 nt
Organism: Pelobates cultripes (western spadefoot toad)
Lineage: Eukaryota; Metazoa; Chordata; Amphibia; Anura; Pelobatidae
Source: the annotation of a GenBank genome assembly